Messenger RNA from Stylonychia lemnae, 762 nucleotides. The record is from the annotation of a GenBank genome assembly. NCBI's taxonomy places the organism in Eukaryota, Ciliophora, Spirotrichea, Sporadotrichida, Oxytrichidae.
AUGAAAUCUUUAAAUAUAGGAAUCCUUUCUCUAAUCUUGCUUUUAGGUGUUGCCUACACUUAAGCCCCAAAGAACAGCGCUAAAAUAUGCAAUAGUAGUCAUGACUGCUAGGACUAAGGCUUUAACAAAAUAUGUCUACCAGAUGGAUAAGGUAAUAAAACAUGCCAGCAUAGAUGUGCUGAUCCACAAAAUCUCCUUGAGUGCUUCAGUCAACCAUUGAAAAGGUUUGGUGAUGAUAUUUGUGACAAGCCUUGCAACGAAAGCGAAGAAUGCGAAAAAUCUGCAACUUGUAGACUUUGUAUUUCAGACGGCAAAGAGAAGACCUGUCAACACAGAUGCCUAGCUGAUUUACAUAAGAAUGAGCCUGAAUGCCUUGCAAUGAAACAAAUACAAAAUAAAAUUUUUGGAGCAAAACAAUGCAAUGAAGUAUGCGAAAACAGUACAGAAUGCGAUAAGUCUAGCUCUUGUGGUUUAUGCAUACCUUCUGGCGAGAUUAAAAUCUGCCAACACAGAUGCCUUGCUGAAGAAUUUAAGAAUGAACCUGAGUGCCUAGCUAGAAAUAAGGACACUAUGAAGUCAUUCGCAACUCCCGUAUGUGGAGAUUCUUGCUAAUCCCAUGAUUAAUGUAAAGGCGCUAACUCAUGUGAUCUUUGCAUUCCUAAUUCAAAUGGUGAAGGGAUCUGCUAACACAGAUGUUUGCUCAGUAAUAGCGUUGAAUGUCUUGUAUUCAAGGCUAAAUAAGCAAUCUUUAGAAUGUACUGA